UGUAACUAAUGGAGACAUUUAUAGAUGAAACUUCACUCCUUAAAGAAAUUAACUCAGCACCAUCAAUUUUGGCUAGUAACUGAUCAAUUUUAUCAAUUGUUGCCCUCUGGGUUUCCAUAAACUUCGUUAUAAGGUUCAAUAUGUCUGUAAACGUAAUAAAUAAAUCUUGUAAGUAGGCAUUAGAUAAGAAACUGGGCCCGAAUCACGGCUCUCGUGAACAAGUGACCGUUCAAAUAAAGUAUACUUACUUUUUACACCAAUUAAAUAAACUCCGGAAAGGACACAGAAAAUUAUUAAUAACAAAAAAAUGUAUCUAGUUUUUAAUAAAUAUUUUUUAAUUAUUCAGCUGUCACACACUCGAGCUUAACAAAUAAAAGAAAACUAAUUUUUUACAAUAGUACAAGUAGAAAAUAUUUACACUCGCAUUCUCUCACAAUAUUCACGCUGCAAUGCUCGUGUGCGAGGGUGUUGCGAGCUCAUUUGUGGACAUCUUGGGAUGCUCUGGCUAAAGGCUCGAGCACCCGUAUUUCUAUCGCAAUAUUCACGCUGCAAUGCUCGUGUGCGAGGGUUUUACGAUCAAAGAAGUUUCACAAUCGUCCUUUGCUCACAUGCGAGCUCAUUUGCGGAUAUUUUGCGACACUCUCGCUAAAGGCUUGUGCGCUGGUCCGCUGGGAUUAAACAAAUUUCAACUUCAUAAUGGAUGGCAACCCUAAUAAAAAUAUAUAUUUAAGCCACAGCUUUCUUAAGACUCUUUUUUUGACCACAAUAUUGAAAUAUUUCACAAAGCUUGUAUAUAAUUUUUCAAAUUCGGCUUUUGAAACAGGUUUCAACUCCCUUCAAAAAUAUAUUUAAACCAAAAAUUUCUUAAACCUCUUUCGUCUGACACCCAGGUGACAGCCCUCUUCAAAAACCUUUAAAAUAUUCUAAAUGUACGAAAGUGUUAUAUUUCGUUUGACCACCAUAUUGUAAUAUUUCAUAUAAGUUGUACAUAAUUUAAUUUAAUCCGAAUUUUAAAACAGGUGGCAAAUCGUGUCCAAACUAUUAUAAAUUUAAAACCUCUUUUGUCUGACACUCAUAUUGUUAUACAUACUUUAAUAACCUUGUCCUUGUAUUCGCUUUACAAUUUGUAUUCGUCUUUGUCGUCGUCCUCGUAUUUGCAUUCGUCCCCUUAAUUGCCUUCGUAUUCGUGAUCAUAUUCGCCUUCGUCUUCGUAUUCGUCCACGUAAUCGUUAGUUGGCCUUCAUAUUACCCUAUAAACAUUUUGGCGAACGUUCGAAAAUUACCUUCGAUAUCCAAUAUGAAUAUCGAACUGAGAAUGAACUCAUAACCAACAUUAGUUUUCCAACGUUCAUAGUGUAUUGGAAAUACAUUCGAGAUGUGUUCGAAAGAAAUUUAAAACCAAAGUAACAAGAGAGGAAGUGAAAUCCAACUCUUCUUCGAAUGGAAAUAUAAUACAAUCACUCUCUCUCAUUAAAAUUUAAAUUCGAUAAUGGGCUGGAUUUCGAAUUCAUAACGAAGGAAAAAUUUAUUGGAUUCUGUAUCUUAAGAAUUGUGCUUUUGUUUUCCAUUUCGGGCCAGUAGGACCGCCAAACGUAGGCGGACAAAAUUCAUGUUGUUCUAUUAAUAUAUAAAUGCCACCGCCCCGCCUUGGUGGGGUUCCAUCGAAAUUCCCUCCAACGUGACUUUCUUGAACAUCUGGCUGAACUGAGUACAGCUAACAUCUAUGAUUCUAUGAUCUUAAUCAGAAUAACGAAUUGGUUUCACUUCCAGGUGAAAGGGUGCCUGCUUCCAACUUUGGAUGAGGGCAAUCACGAUAACCUAGCCCAACCUGGCUAGGCAGAAUUUGACACUGAUUUAGUAACAUACUGACCAGAUCUAGAAAUUCGUUUGGAAUAUUUUUUGGGUGCUCUCUUUAAUAGAAUGCGAAGCCUGUUUUUCAUAUUCUAGCCAUCUGAAGGUAAUCAUUGAGGUAAUAAAUAUCUAAGGUUCCCCUAAGGUACCCGCACAACACUUUUGUUUGGAUAGUCCUGAUGUUUCACUUCGUUGUAAUGAGGACACGAAUCAGCUGGGUAGAGGUUAUGCCAUUUUUACGAGAACGGUCUCAUCUAUAUAUGUACAUACAUACGCACCAUGGCUUAACUACAAAUUUGCUUAUACUACAUUAUUUAAAAGAAGAGUACAAAUGUUUGACAUAUAAAAUAAUACACAUAAUACGAUUUUGACACUAUAAUUUGCAAACACAAAAGCCACAGAAAUUCAAAAGAAAUCGAAAGUAUAAGGUUGAAGCCAAGGAAUAUUUUCCACAAGCCACAAAUUGCUUGGUAAAAAGUUGAAACGAUCGACACAAUUCCAAAGCGGUAGCACUUAAGGGCCUAUUACAAAUUGAAAGCAACAACAUGCAACAAGCAAAGUAUUACAAAAGGAAUCCACAACAAUGGAUUUGCAGAGACAACAUUACAAAAACAGUCAUACAUAAUAACAGGCGAUUGUUAAGAAAUAAAUACAUACCUGUAUGUAGAUAUUCACUAUGUGCAAAAAAAAACCUCUGCGGCAGCAUGAAAACAAUUAAACGUUUUGACCGCAAGCCAAUUAAGCCGGUGCCCCUAGAAAAACCCACAAGAAGAGAAAUACGAUCAGGAGCAAACGAACGAAAAGAUACAAAGCGAGAAGCGUCAACGAAUCAGAAACACGGAUUGCUUGGCCAGCACCGUCAGGUGAGGACAGGUAAGCCAGGAGAAUACGAAUUUCAGCCAAUCAAACCAUUUUUACACAGCGCAUCCUUAAGGCCGCUGCCACGACGGAUGCGCAUAAAUAGCACACACAGCAACCGAAAUGCGCACAGUUCUUAUUCGUCGUCAAAGUUGUGUAGAGCAGCUAACAAAGCAAAACAAAAAAAAAAAAGCAAAUCGAAAUGUUAACCAGUGAAUAUUGUGACACCGACUUCUCGUGUUACUCCGCCACGAUGCGCCUGUUUGAAGGCCACUCGGAAUCAAGUGAAAAUUACACAAAAGUGCUCAGUGAUAAUAUGGAGGAGCUUGCGGCUUUGUAUGGCAUGGAGUUUAGUAGCGAUAGUCCAGCAUUAUCAUCAGCAUCGUCUUCCUCUUUGUCGUCAUCGUCAUCGCCGCCAGCGUUAUCCUUAGAAAAUCCACCGGAAAUAGUCGACUACGACAACGAUUUCCUGAGAGACUUCAAAUUCGAACACACAAUUGAGAGCACGCAACGCGUAUCUGGCAUUAAAGAAAUUCACAAAUUUUGGCCAUCCUCCAAAUUGCAAAGUGCAUUGACGUCCGCGCAACCAUUUAGCGAAUGUUGGGCAUCAUCACCGUCGGCAGAAGGAUCAGAAAAACGAAAAAUGUUGGGUAGAACGACGUUUAGAAUUGAUGCUUUGCCACCAAGUCAGCGCCAUCUCAACAAAAUGUCCGCCAUCUCAGCGAAUGCGUCUAACUGCGCCACACAGGAUGUCCAGCGAAAGCGCCGCCUUGCCGCGAAUGCACGCGAACGGCGACGCAUGAAUAGCUUGAAUGAUGCUUUCGAUAAGCUACGCGAUGUUGUUCCUUCGCUGGGUAAUGAUCGGCGCCUCUCGAAAUAUGAAACGCUGCAAAUGGCUCAAGCGUAUAUUGGCGACUUGGUUAAGCUAUUGACGCGAGAUUAUUAAAUUUUUAUUUUUUUGUGGGGUAGGUGGAAGCGGGGCUGUUAUUUGUAAAUUGUAAAAGGUAGAAUAAUUAGAUUUUAAUUAUAGGAUUAGUUUGUUAACUUAUUUUAAUAAUGAAAAAAUA
This is a messenger RNA of Rhagoletis pomonella (apple maggot), 3776 nucleotides long. Its product is annotated as basic helix-loop-helix transcription factor amos-like. NCBI's taxonomy places the organism in Eukaryota, Metazoa, Arthropoda, Insecta, Diptera, Tephritidae. The coding region runs from base 2912 to 3655 and encodes 247 amino acids. The record is from RefSeq and is a predicted model, not a curated record. The transcript is spliced from 2 exons. Gene Ontology annotation, molecular function: protein dimerization activity.